Calliphora vicina (urban bluebottle blowfly) is the source of this 683-nucleotide messenger RNA. It is a transcript of the gene CheA75a, whose product is annotated as Chemosensory protein A 75a. NCBI's taxonomy places the organism in Eukaryota, Metazoa, Arthropoda, Insecta, Diptera, Calliphoridae. The coding region runs from base 54 to 629 and encodes 191 amino acids. The record is from RefSeq and is a predicted model, not a curated record. The transcript is spliced from 2 exons.
GUCAACAUACAGAAGCUCAGUGGAAAUUUAGCUCUAAACAAAUCAUAAACACAAUGACAAUGAAGAGGACUUUGUUGUCGCUAAUUGCACUCCUGGGACUAUUUAGAAUUUGUCAGUGUUUGGGAAAACAAGACUAUGUGGUAAGCAACGAUCAAAUAAUACCCAUGGAGGUUGAGGGUGAAAUGUUAAUUGAUUUCAGCCAUUUGGAAACUGUGGGACGACAACAUCUUGUCAACGGCUCCUUGAUAAUUCUGGAAGACAUGGAUGAUGAUAAUUUCGGAUUUACCGUUGAAAUGUAUACAAGUCCCAAUGGUGAUGGUGACUACAAAAAAAUGGCCAUGGACGUACCAAUGACUCAAGUUUGUGAGGGUUUUAAGAAAUUCUACAAGGAAUUCGUACAGCCUUCCUUUACGUAUGGCGAAAACAGCAAUAUACCCUAUAUCGGUGACGAUGGCCUGUGUCCUAUACCGGCUGGGGAAUAUUAUUUCACAGAAAUUGAAUUCAAUACCGAUGCUUGGCCCAAUCAAAUGCCCCGGGGAACUUUAAAGGUUGUUGUAACAUUUUACAAGGGUGACGAUGUUGUCGGAGGUAUGACAGGAUUAUUGAAAAUUGAAGAUGAUACAAGAUAAAAUGUUAUUAAUGUGGUUGAUAAUUUAUAAUGCUAACAAAACGAAAUUAUUAAA